AUGAUUAGGAUAGUCUUCGACGUCUCCGCCCUAACCGUCCUAACCUACGCGCCCUUCACCUACCUCCUCACCACCUACUACGAGAUCAGCGCUCUCACCGCCGCCGCCAACAUAACCAUCGAAGUCCUCUCCUUCGCCAUACCCACAUACCUCCUCCGCCCCCGCUCCAUCGUCCACCGCAACAACGAGCCCCUGCGCAACCGCUUCCUGCUCAACAGCAUCCAAGUACAAGUUUCGUCGUCUAUGCUCGCCAUCGCCGUGUACAUUGUUGUGCUGUGGGCGGGCCAGACAAGCGGUUUCCUGAACACGUUCUUGGUCCAGUACUUCGAUAUCCCUACGCUGGAAGCGGCGCACAAUGAGUCUCCGGUGUCGAUUCUGGCGAAGACUAUUGUGGUGGGUUGGGCGGCGAAGGCGUUCUUGCUUAAUCCGAGUUUUGCGGCGCAAAGAUCCGGUGCGCAGACGCCCGUGGAGGUGUUUGAUCCGAGUACUGCGACGCUGCCGAAGACUAUUGAGCAUAACUUCUUUAACUAUAGUAAGAGGACAAGGACGCUUAUUCAGCAGACGGUUAUUCUGAAUGCGUUCUUGUUCGCGGGUACCGUUCAACGGUGUAUGACGCUCAUUGGCACCGAUGUUGUCGGUGCUGUGGGAUACGCGGGUGUCUGGGUUGCGGCGAAUACGGUGGUUGCGCUGUGGUAUGGUUGGGUUGGAGAUACUAGCACGGAUUACCAGCCGUUGUAG
Molecule: messenger RNA, 738 nt
Organism: Alternaria novae-zelandiae
Lineage: Eukaryota; Fungi; Ascomycota; Dothideomycetes; Pleosporales; Pleosporaceae
Exons: 2
Coding region: 1-738 (245 amino acids)
Source: RefSeq, a predicted model, not a curated record